Messenger RNA from Capsaspora owczarzaki ATCC 30864, 1325 nucleotides. RefSeq names its product cysteine proteinase 7. The transcript is spliced from 5 exons. The record is from RefSeq and is a predicted model, not a curated record. The coding region runs from base 23 to 1108 and encodes 361 amino acids. Gene Ontology annotation, cellular component: lysosome. Gene Ontology annotation, molecular function: cysteine-type endopeptidase activity. Lineage: Eukaryota; Filasterea; Ministeriida; Capsasporidae.
CCAAAAACAACAAAAAACACAAAUGCGUGUUUCUGCGGGUUUGAUUCUUGUUGCGUGUGUCGUUGCCGCGACCCUCGCCGAAGCGUCCACCUACGACGAUUUCGUGGCGUUCAAGAAGCAGCACGACAAGCUGUACGCGUCCGCCGAAGCCGAAGCCAAGGCGUUCAAGAACUACCAGGCCAAUUUGGAGCGCAUCGUCGAGCUCAACCGCGCCAACCCUGGCACCACGUUCGGAAUCACCCGCUUUGCCGACAUGAGCCAGUCCGAGUUUGGCCACAAGAUUCUGAUGGCUCCGCGCGCGCCCGUCGUGCACGAGGCCGCCCGCUACGCGCCGAAGCUCGAUGUUCAGGACAUUCCCGAGUCCUUUGACUGGCGCCAGCAGCUCGGUGGCGGCGCAGUGCGUCCCGUUGAGGACCAAGGCGACCUCGGCACCUGCUGGGCAUUCAGCACCAAGGAGAACGUCGAAGGCCAGCAAUUCCUCAAGCACAACAUUUCCAUCACCCUGUCUGCCGAGCAGCUUGUCGAGUGCGAUUACAACGACUGCUCGGGCUUUGGCGGCUGGCCCUACCUCAGCUACCAGUACAUCAUGAAGAACUACGGCCUGAUCAGCGACGACCAGCUGCCUUAUUGCUCGGGCCUCGCCUAUGGCAAGCCUGGUUUCUGCUGGCCUUGCCUCGCCUCUCCUUGGAACUUUACCAUGUGCGGCGACGAGAGCGACUACAACAACUCUUGCGACACCACUCGCCACUCCUGCGGGCUGGUGACUCCCCAGAACGUGAAGGCCACUGUCAUUGACUGGUUUGCUGUCGAGAACAACGCCACCCAAAUCCAGGCCCAGCUCAUGACCACCGGUCCCCUCUCCGUGCUGUUGAACGCUGGCGAGCUCAGCCUCUACCACAGCGGCAUCUACUCGCCCAUGAUUUGCAACCCGGCCAACCUCGACCACGCCGUCCUGCUCGUCGGAUGGGGUGUGUCUGGCAGCAAGCCGUACUGGAUUAUCAAGAAUUCGUGGGGUCCUACUUGGGGUCUGGAUGGGUACUUCUGGAUUGGUCGUGGCACCAACAAGUGUGGCAUCGAAUCCACCGUGACUUCGUCGAUUGUCUCUUAGUCGAUCUGCUCGCUGUGCUUCACUGCACGUCCUUUUCCGCAAACGCCUGCGGUAUUGCUCCAGUGGCGAUUUUGGUCAAUGUGUUUUCCCCUUGUUGAGGUCGUCGUUCGUUGCUUGAAGGCCUGAACUGAAAUCAAAACCGUUGCAUGGAAGUUGUCGCAGCUGUUGACGUUGAAAUUGUAAUUAGAGAGUACACGACCCAUUCUAAAAAAAAAAC